AUGGCCGAGGUCCCUCUCUUCCAAUAUGGAUGGACAACCACCAGGGUACCACUGCUGGGCCCCCAUGGCUCUGUCGUCGACAAGUUGAGUGUAUUCUCCGUGUCAAGCGAAUCUCACGUCCCAUGGAUCAAAACCGUCGCUGGCUUGGCCACCCCCGGCUACGUCCAGGUUGCGAUCCUGGUCAUCUCCUUCUUGUGGACUCUGGCCAGUGUUCAGGCGUCAAAGAAGAUCAAGGUCACCGCCCAUAACUCAAAGGCAUCCCAGAUCUCCGUCGGCUUUGAGCUUUGCUCGCAGAUCACUCGUACCUGCGCCCUGGCCUUCAUUAUCAUUGCCGCAGUCAGGGGCGACACACAGCAGUGGUACAACGUCGUGCUCGUCGCUGGCGCCUUUGUCUUCGGCCUCACCAGGCUCGCUAGCAGCUUGCAAUGGCGCCAUACCGCCCUGCACCAGGUAAACUUCCUCCUCGGAACCUCUCUGCUGCUACUAGCCGCCGCGGAGGUUCUGCCCUUGUUGGAGAUGAAUUCAACGCACCGUCCUGGAGACAUGAUUAUUGGUGCACUUGCGUCCCUCGCUGCUGCCAAUCUCGUCGCGAUCACCACUCCCAGAGAGUGGGCACCGCCUCCGGUAAUCUUCGAACUGCUGGACGGCCCAGAGAAAAUAGCCCCUGCGCCAGAGGAGACAUGCAGCUGGUGGAAUCUUUACCUCACCUUUGAGUGGCUGACUCCCCUGAUCUGGAAAGGCUGCCGAAGGUCAGUCGACAUGGACGAGCUGCCGCCUCUGCCAUGGUAUGACGAGCCCCUAUACCUUCUCUCCAAGAUCCAGGAAGCCCGCGCCAAGAGCAGCGACACCUUGUGGACAGUCCUGCGUUUCUUGCGCAAGGAGAUACCUCUGAUGACCUUCUUUGCGGGCACCUGUUACGCGGUCGAGCUUGUGGCACCGUUCGCCAUGUAUCAACUCCUGGCCUACCUCUCUAACCCCGACAAGGCGGUCCUCAGCCCUGUCGUCUGGCUGGUGCUCUUGUUCGUUGGCCCAAUGACCAAGACUGUCCUGUUCCAGCAGUACAUCUUCACCUCAACCCGGUUGAUCAUCCGUGUCAAAGCUGCCAUGACGCAAGAGCUAUACCACCGGGCAAUGUCCUCGAUGGAGCUGGACGGAGACGUUCUGAACGACGCCCAGGGCCAGCAGGCCACGGCGAAGAAGACAACACACGCUGGCCAGCUGCAGAACCUGAUGUCCGGCGAUAUUGACGCGAUCUGGCAGGCACGGGAUGUUGUCUUGAUAGGGGUUGGGGCCCCUGUAGGCAUAAUACUCUCCUUCGUAGGUCUUUACACGAUUCUGGGUUGGCCAGCUCUCAUCGGCUCCGCCCUCAUCGUGAUCGCGAUACCUGUUCCGACAUACGUCGCGCAGUUGAUGGGCAAAAGCCAGCGCCAGGUCAAGGCAACGCAAGACGCCCGGAUAUCCCUGAUUUCCGAGUACCUCGGGUCGAUCAGGGCCAUCAAGUAUUUUGCCUGGGAAGAUGCCAUGGCGAAGAUAAUCGAUAAUGCUCGCGACGCGGAACAGAAAGUGCUGUGGAGGAUCGCCGUUCUCUACACACUACUCGGCGAGGCCGUAGAGUUCAUGCCAAUGGUUUCUCUCGUCGUCAUGUUCACUCUGUACACCAGCGUGCUCAAAGAACCCCUCACGGCGCAGGUUGCCUUCACGGUUCUGUCGCUUGUUGCCACGAUGAGGAACAACAUCGGCAUGUUUGGCUAUCUUUCGAAGAAUGUCACCAAUGCCUGGAUCUCCUUCGACCGCCUCAACAGGUAUUUUACCAACACAACACCACUGAUUACUUACCCGGAAGGGCCACUCCGGAUUGAGAAUGCCACGUUCAGGCGAAACAAGAAGGCGGACUUCACCCUGAAGGACGUCUCCAUAGACUUUGUCGGAGGAGGCUUGAACACCAUCUUCGGCGCGUCCGGAAGCGGAAAGACGACUUUGCUGCUGUCGAUCCUGGGGGAGACCAUCAAGGAAUCAGGAGCGGUGACACGGCCUGAUGAUGUCGCGUUUUCCUCCCAGACGGCAUGGCUCCAGAGUGCGUCCAUCAGAGAGAACAUCCUGUUUUCCAGCCCCAUGGAGGAGGCCCGCUACAAGCGCGUCAUCGAGGCCUGCUGCCUCCCGCUGGACCUCUCCGAGCUCCCCGACGGGGACGAGACGGAAGUGGGAGAGAACGGGACGGCCCUGUCGGGCGGCCAAAAGGCACGCGUUGCCCUCGCGCGAGCGCUCUACUCAAAGGCGCCCCUGCUCCUCCUGGACGACAUCUUUUCCGCACUCGACUCUAAGACCACUGCAUCCGUGUGGGAGCAGUGCUUCUGCAGUGAUCUUCUGAAGGGUCGUACGGUCGUCCUCGUCACCCAGGUCAAGUGGAUCGCCGAGCAGGCCGACCUGCACGUGGUGUUGGAGAACGGCUCGAUCACCAGCCAGGAGCAGCACAUCGGCGUCGUUCGAAAGCCCGUCCAAGUCGCCAAGGAUGCUAUCGAGGGCGACGGGCUAGACGCGGCAAUCCCUGCUAAUGGAAACGGAACCAAUGGCGUGAAUGGUGGUGAGGCGGCGAAGCCUGGUGCCGCGUCGAAGCCAAAGAAGGACGACAUCGCCAAGGAGAUGGAGGCAACGGGUAACACUGGUAGAAUGUCGUUCUUCCAAUACAUGACUUACUUUGGCGGCCCUGCAUACCCUAUCCUCACUCUCGUUGCGACCGUCGUUGGCACUGCUUCGCUGCUGGCCACUACUUUGUGGGUUAGUGUCUGGGUCGACGCGGUCGAUCGUAAAGAUGCUGUGGAUGUCGGGUAUUACUUGGGCAUCUACACGGCUAUAUCGGUGGGAAAUCUCAUCGUCGACGCCCUGGUGUUCCUAAUAUACGCCAACGGUGGCUGGCAGGCUGCGAAGAGGCUUCAUUCUGAGUUCGUCCGCAGCGUCAUGAAUGUUUCGCUCUCAUGGUAUAAGGACACGCCUACCGGCCGCGUCGUCAACCGGUUCUCUCGCGACAUGGCAUCCCUCGACAAUCAACUCUCCAGGAUGCUUCAGGGUACUCAGCAGCUUGCCGUCGAGCUGGUCAUCCGACUGGGCGCCGUGACGGCCAUCAUGCCUAUUUUCAUCUUGCCUGGCCUGUUCAGCUGCAUAGUUGGACUGUUAGCGGGAGAGAUGUACACGCGCACUGCGGUGGUAGUGAAGCGGCUGGUGUCCUCCUCCCAGUCACCCGUGUUCUCCCAAUUCAACGACGACAUGGCUGGGAUCCAGAUCAUCCGCGCCCGUAAGGGCAUAGCCAAGAACUUUGGAAACCUGCUGGCGGAGCGGUUGCGCCCAUUCAACCGUGCCAAUGAGACCAACUACAACCUGAACCGCUGGGUCGGCCUGCGCAUAGACUUCGUCACCGCCCUGGUAAUGGCCUGCGCGGGCGCCAUCGCCAUCUCCAAGGUCGGCCUGAUCCCCGCCGGCCUCGUGGGCUUCUCGCUCACCAACGCGAGCGGGCUGUCGUCGACGAUCCUGUACCUGGUGAGGCUCGCGAACGAGCUCGAGGUGGAGCUGCAGAGCUUCCACCGCGUGAGGGAGUACGCGUCCCUGGAGCCCGAGGAGAAGACCGAGGACGUGGCCGCCCCGGCCGCCCAACCACAGCAGCAGCAGCAGCCCACAGAGGCCCCGGCGUCGUGGCCCACCACGGGUGCGAUCGAGUUCCGCAACGUGACGAUCCGGUACGACCCGGACGGGCCGGACAUCCUCAAGGACAUCAGCCUCAAGUUCGCGGCGGGCGAGCGCGUGGCGGUGGUGGGGCGCACGGGGUCGGGCAAGAGCACGCUCGUGCUGUCGCUGCUGCGCUUCACGCACGUCGUCCGCGGGCAGAUCCUGUACGACGGCGUGGACAUCACGCACGUCCCGCGGCGGCGCCUCCGGCAGUCGCUCACAAUCAUCCCGCAGGAGGCGGUCCUCUUCAACGGCACCAUCGGCACCAACCUCGACCCGGCGGGCGAGGUCGCGCCCGAGGUCGUCGAGGGCGCACUGGCCAGCUGCGCGGGCAUCGCGAGCUUCAAGUUCCGCGACCGGGACGGACACAGACCCGGCGAGGUAAAUGGAGACCACCAAGAAGAAGAAGAAGAAGAGGGAAUCAUCUCCGACGCCCUCGCGCCCUCACCACCGACCGAGCACACCCCCCUCCUGAGCGGCCUCUCAACCCCAGCAGCAGAAGCCAUCUCGUCCUCGGCGGCGGGCCUCUCGCCCUCGACGGCGGUCGACGCGCGCGGCGAGAACUUCUCGCACGGCCAGCGGCAGGUGCUGUCCCUGUGCCGCGCGCUGGUGCGCAAGUCCAAGCUGAUGCUGCUGGACGAGGCCACCGCGUCCAUGGACUACGAGACGGACCGCGGGAUCCAGGCGGUGCUGCGGCGGGAGAUCUUUGGCGGCGGCGCGUCGGCGGACGGCGGCAGGACGCUUGUUACCAUCGCGCACCGGCUGAGGACCAUUGCUGAUUAUGAUCGUGUCUUGGUCAUGGGCGGCGGGAGGGUUCUGGAGAUGGGCUCGCCCAAGGAGCUCUUCGGGGCGAAGGGGACCUUCUACGACAUGGUGCAGCACUCGGGCGAGGUCAAGGAGCUGCAAGGCGUCUUUGGCGAUCCUGAUGAGUAA
Molecule: messenger RNA, 4650 nt
Organism: Diaporthe citri
Lineage: Eukaryota; Fungi; Ascomycota; Sordariomycetes; Diaporthales; Diaporthaceae
Exons: 4
Coding region: 1-4650 (1549 amino acids)
Biological process (GO): transmembrane transport
Cellular component (GO): fungal-type vacuole; membrane
Molecular function (GO): ATP binding; ABC-type peptide transporter activity; ATP hydrolysis activity
Source: RefSeq, a predicted model, not a curated record